Messenger RNA from Zea mays, 1460 nucleotides. Its product is annotated as peroxidase P7. Gene Ontology annotation, biological process: response to oxidative stress; hydrogen peroxide catabolic process. Gene Ontology annotation, molecular function: heme binding; peroxidase activity. Lineage: Eukaryota; Viridiplantae; Streptophyta; Magnoliopsida; Poales; Poaceae. The transcript is spliced from 3 exons. The coding region runs from base 281 to 1249 and encodes 322 amino acids. The record is from RefSeq and is a predicted model, not a curated record.
GCUUCCCUAGGUAUACCACAUGGGGAGGAGCGAAGACCAAGCUAUAUACCCCCAUCUACAUGCACACGCAAGAUUAAUUCGAGAGGGCACUCACUAUAAAUAGGACGUGAGACGCUCUAUCUCACAGCUCGAGCCACGACGUCGUCCCGCCAGUCGCAAAGGAAACCCUAGCUAGCAAUAGCAAGUCUAACCAGCUAACAGGGACAGCUCAAUCGACGAUCUUGUGCUAAAGUACUCGUGCAACAAUCGUCGUCGUCGUGGGAGCUGAUCAGGCCACGCGAUGGCUUCGUCCACGACCGGCCAUUGCAUAUUCCUUGCACUUCUGCUGCUUCUCGCUUCCACGGCCUGCUAUGGCCAGCUCUCGACGUCGUUCUACUCCACCAGCUGCCCGGCGCUGGAGUCCACAGUGCGAUCCGUCGUGAGUAGCGCCGUCGCCAGCAACCGCAGGAUGGGCGCCUCUCUUGUCCGCCUCUUCUUCCACGACUGCUUCGUCCAGGGCUGCGACGCCUCCAUUCUUCUGGACGACGUGCCGGGCAGCUUCGUCGGCGAGAAAACCGCUGGCCCGAACGCCAACUCCGUCCUCGGCUACGAUGUCAUCAACAGCAUAAAGACAGCCGUCGAGGCCAACUGCCCCGGCGUCGUCUCCUGCGCCGACAUCGUCGCCCUCGCCGCGCGCGACGGCACCGUACUGCUCGGUGGACCGUCCUGGAACGUACCUCUCGGCCGGCACGACUCGACGACGGCGAGCCUGAGCCAAGCCAACAGCGACCUCCCCUCGCCGGCGUCCAGCCUCAGCACGCUCAUCGCCAAGUUCGGGAACAAGGGCCUGAGCCCGACGGACAUGACGGCGCUCUCCGGCGCGCACAGCGUCGGCUUCGCGCAGUGCCGGAACUACCGCAACCGCAUCUACAACGACGCCGACAUCAACCAGCAGUUCGCCAAGCUGCUCAGGACCAACUGCUCGGCCACGCAGGGCGCAAGCGACACCAACCUAGCGCCGCUCGACGUGGCCACGCAGCUCAGCUUCGACAACGCCUACUACGGGAACCUGCUCAAGAAGAAAGGCCUGCUGCACUCGGACCAGGAGCUCUUCAACGGCGGCUCGCAGGACGCGCUGGUGCAGAACUACAGCUCCAACGCCAACUUCUUCUUCGCUGACUUCGUCACGGCCAUGAUCAAGAUGGGGAAUAUCAACCCGCUCAACGGAACCGCCGGCCAGAUCAGGGCCAAAUGCAGUGUGGUUAACUAAUAGAAUGGCCAUCAUUAUUGCCGGCCACCAAUUGAUUGCCAUAGACUCAUCAGAGCCUGCACAAGUGCACAACGUAACUAGCGGUUCGUUCAUUCGUGAAAAAGACACGCUGGUCGAGGAAAUGGGUAUACCAUUAUCAUUUCUAGAAUUAAAAUAUUGUACUGCAGUAAAUUGAUAAAUCUAUAUCAGCAAACAUUAUUUACGUCUUAAA